CUUCAACUUCAACCUAAUCUAAACCUGCGUAGCCCUGUGUAGAGGCGGCAACACACAAAGAGUUUAACGGCAUAAACCCUCGGAUUGUAUCUCUCUCUAAUUUUUGUUCUUUCUAUCUCUCUCCACAAUUUGCUGGAGAAGAAAUAGUUCAACGACAUAAACCCUAGUUCUGCUUAGAACCAAACGCAUCAAUGGCGAAAUCAUCAAAACGCAGUGUCAAAACCAGCAAUGCAAACACCACCAAUAACAACAAGAACACCAGCAAAAAGAAGAAGAAGAACAAGAUGGGUCCAGAAGGUGUAGCCAUGAAAGCGAAAGCUCCUAAGGCGAACGACAACCCUUUCGAGUCAAUCAGGUCGAAGAGGAAGUUCGAGGUAUUAGGUCAGAAGCGUAAAGGAGAUGCUAAACGUAUGGGGUUGGUGCGUUCGGCUGCUAUCGAGAAGAGGAAGAAGACGCUUCUUAAGGAGUAUGAACAGAGCACUAAAUCGUCUCAAUUUGUUGAUAAACGAAUUGGAGAGAAUGAUGAGGCUCUUGAUGAGUUUGGGAAAGCUGUUCUGAGAUCGCAGCGUGAACGUAAGAUGAAUGUGAAAGUGAGUAAGAAAAGCAAGUAUAACUUGCCAGAUGGAGAAGAUGAUGAUGAGUUCGAAGGAAUUGACACUCUUGGAAGAGAUGAUUUUGAGGAGCAGAUGCUUGAUGAAUACGAGGAUGAUGAAACUGAUAAGAAAUCAUAUUCGGGUAUGCAGAGUCCGGGGGAAAUUGGUGUGGCUGACGGUGAGGAAAAAAGACAUAAAACCAAGAAGGAAGUGAUGGACGAAAUUAUUGCAAAAAGCAAGUUUUACAAGGCUCAAAAAGCAAAAGAUAAGGAAGAAGAUGAAGACCUGGUUGAAGAAUUGGAUAAGAACUUCACUUCUUUGGUUCAUUCCGAGGCAUUAUUGUCUCUCACUGAACCAAACAAGAUCAAAGCUUUGAAGGCUCUUGUGAACAACAAUAGUAUUUCAAAUGAGAAAAGUGAUAAAGAUAUCUUGUCUACUACACGGACAAUUGAUAAUUCUGUGCAGGAAAAACAUGAUGAUUACGACCAACUUGUCAGACAAAUGGGAUUUGAAAUGCGUGCUCGCCCAUCAGAUAGGUUGAAAACAGCAGAAGAGAUUGCUCAGGAGGAAAGAGAACGUCUAGAGGAGUUAGAGAAAGAAAGGAAGAAAAGGAUGGCUGCUGCCGAAGAUUCAAGUGAUGAAGACGAUGAAGAUUCUGAAAAGCCAUCAAAACAUAAACCAAGAUCUCUUUCUGGUGAUGACCUUGGCGAUUCCUUCUCUGUCGAUGAAGAAACUAUGACUAAAAAGGGUUGGAUUGAUGAGAUUCUUGAGAGAAAAGACGAGGAGGAUGAAGAUGAUGAAGAUUCUGAUGAUUUGGAAAGCUUUGAAGAUCCUGAUGAAGGAUCAGAGGAGGAUCUUGAUGAACACAAAAAGGUUAUUACUUUGAAAGAUUGGGAACAGAGUGAUGAUGAUAUCAGUGCAGGUUCGGAAGAUGAAGAUGAUGACGAGGGCGAAGAAAGAGAUGCAGAAGAACUUGAUGAGGUAAAAGGAUUGAACGCUGGGAUUCAUAUAAAAGCAAAGAGAAAUGAUUCUGUUGAAAGUGUAAAGGGAGAUAACGGUUCUUUGGAUGCCAAGAAGAUAGACAUUGGAGGGAAAAUGUCAAAAGAGUUGGAGAUUCCUUAUAUUAUUGAAGCUCCAAAGACCUUUGAAGAAUUAUGUACACUGGUAGAUAUACGUUCAAAUUCUGACAUUAUCUUAAUUAUCAAUCGGAUUCGGAAAAGCAAUUCAAUCCAGCUUGCUGCAGAAAAUCGAAAGAAAAUACAAGUAUUUUAUGGAGUAUUAUUGCAGUAUUUUGCUGUUUUGGCGAAUAAAAAACCAUUGAAUGUUGAGUUAAUUAAUAUGCUGGUGCAACCAUUGAUAGAGAUAAGUAUGGAAAUCCCAUAUUUUGCUGCAAUAUGUGCUCGUCGCAGAAUAGAAACCACCAGAAAACAGUUUGUUGAGAGUAUAAAAAAUGCAGAAAGUAGCAGUUGGCCUUCUUCAAAGACGUUGUGUCUCUUGCAAUUGUGGUCCAUGAUAUAUCCAUGUUCUGAUUUUAGACAUCCAGUCAUGACUCCCGCGGUACUAUUGAUUUGUGAAUAUCUGAUGCGUUGCCCUAUAACAACUGGUCGGGAUAUUGCCAUUGGCUCUUUCUUAUGCUCUAUGCUUCUCUCUGUAUUUAAACAGUCACGAAAGUUCUGUCCUGAACCAAUAAUAUUUAUCAAAACUCUGUUGCUGGCAACCACUGAAAGUCGACAUAUUUCAUGCGAAGAUUCUCAGUCAUUUCAUUUUAUGGAGCUGAAAGAUCUCAAGCCUCUACUGUGCAUACAUGAGACAGUAGACAGGAUUAGCGCUCUGAAUUUUUUUAAGAUAAUAGAAAUGCCAGAAGACUCCCAUUUCUUCACUUCUGAUAGUUUCAGGGCUAGUGUAUUAGUUACUGCUAUUGAAACUCUACAAGGAUAUAUCAAUGCCUAUGAAGGCUUAAGUUCAUUCCCAGAAAUAUUUUUACCAGUUUUGAAAUUAUUAACUGAGAUAGCUGAACAGAGUAAUACGCCAAAUGCAUUACGGGAAAAAAUUAAUGUUGUGGCUGGUGUCAUUAAGUUGAAAGCGGAUGAAUGUCAUGCUUUGAGGCGACCACUUCAAAUGCGGAAACAAAAGCCAGUUCCAAUCAAAUUAUUGAAUCCUGUGUAUAGGGAAAACUAUUUUAAAGGUAUAGAUUAUGAUCCAGACUUUGAGCGUGCUGAAAGGAGAAAAUUGGAGAAAGAAGUGAAGCGGGAAGCUAAAGGGGCUGCUCGUGAAUUACGUAAAGACAACUACUUCUUGCUUGAGGUGAAGGACAAACAGAGGGCUAUACAGGAGAAGGAAAGAGCUGAGAAGCAUGGAAAGACUAAAGCUUUCCUUCAAGAACAAGAACAUGCUUUUAAAUCUGGACAACUAGGAAAAGGGAGGAAGAGAAGAAAAUAAAUUGAUAUACCCAUCCUGUUGGUAGUUAUAGUAAUACUAUAUCUCCCCACUAAAUGAGUUAAAAUGUGUGGGGCUAUUUUUGCCUUCAUAUUCAAUAGUAAUUAAUCAGUUUUGUGCAAUUGUUGUUUGAAUGCUAUGUUGGUAAGAGGGACUAAAACAUAGGCUUUCCAAUCCUUCCUUCUCCACUCAUUAUUUUAAGAGAUGAAGCAAAGGUUUCCUCAUGACUAGUAUGAUAGUAUUACAUUUUUGUCUUAAAUACACCUUUAGUUAAUUGAUGAAUUUAGUCUCCC
This is a messenger RNA of Cicer arietinum (chickpea), 3322 nucleotides long. RefSeq lists its product as uncharacterized. Gene Ontology annotation, cellular component: Noc4p-Nop14p complex; small-subunit processome; nucleolus. The record is from RefSeq and is a predicted model, not a curated record. Gene Ontology annotation, biological process: maturation of SSU-rRNA. Lineage: Eukaryota; Viridiplantae; Streptophyta; Magnoliopsida; Fabales; Fabaceae.